Messenger RNA from Monomorium pharaonis (pharaoh ant), 544 nucleotides. Its product is annotated as DNA translocase FtsK 1. The coding region runs from base 63 to 371 and encodes 102 amino acids. The record is from RefSeq and is a predicted model, not a curated record. Lineage: Eukaryota; Metazoa; Arthropoda; Insecta; Hymenoptera; Formicidae. The transcript is spliced from 2 exons.
AAAUCGACUAAUCACGGGGUAUAAAACGAUGGAAGUGUAAUGCACAAAGUUAGAAUACAACAAUGAAGAUUUCGAAAUUUUUAUUUAUCGCGGUGAUUGUCGUAGGCUUAUGUAGUUCGCUAACAUGGGCUAGUCCCAUAGCCAAGCCCGGAGCUAAACCCGAACCUAUAGCCGAAGCUGCACCCGAAGCUGCACCCGAAGCUGUGGCUGAUGCUAUAGCCGACGCUUCACCCGAAGCUGUGGCCGAAGCUAUAGCCGAUGCUAUAGCCGAAGCUAUAGCCGUAGCGGCAUCCAAAGCUAUGGCUCUAGCCGAUCCUAUAGCCAAAGCUUUCGCCAACGCUGUAGCCAAAGGUGCAUCUAUUCAAACUUAAUGGUGUUCAUGUUCCUAUUGUUCAUUCAAUACAUUGCGACAAAUAAGUAGUUAAGAAGUUAGUAGCACAUCAAUUAAGAAGAUCACAUUUCAAUGUAUUUGUGCCACGACAUAAAUAAUAUUAAUUAUGUCACUAUAAAACAUAAAUAAAUAAAUAAAUAUUAUAAUUAUUAA